Molecule: messenger RNA, 2056 nt
Organism: Arachis ipaensis
Lineage: Eukaryota; Viridiplantae; Streptophyta; Magnoliopsida; Fabales; Fabaceae
Product: putative pentatricopeptide repeat-containing protein At3g15200
Molecular function (GO): protein binding
Source: RefSeq, a predicted model, not a curated record
CACAGCUCCUUUCGCAUAAUAGACCUCACCAUCAAUUCAAUUCCGCUGAUGCCGUACAUGUUCUGGCAACUCCGCCGGUGGGAACUCAAAAUCCUAUUCUACCCUGCCACAGCCACUCUCCUCCGAACUCCAACCACAUGCUUCCUGCAUUCCCUUUCGGACCCACCCCACUGGAAACCACCAUCACCACCACCGCCGAUUGUUUAUCUUCAGAAUCUCCUCAAGUUCCGGAGGGACAAGCCCGCCAUCGAAGUGGAGCGAGCACUCGACCUAUGUGGGUUCCAGCUUAGCGACAAACUCGUCUUCGAAGUGCUUAAACGGCAUCAUUCUGAUUGGAGACCCGCCCUCGUGUUCUUUAAUUGGGCUUGUAAAGCGAGUCCCGAGCGAAAUGGGUAUGUGCCAAGUUCCGUCGUUUUCAAUGAGAUUGUGGAUAUUCUCGGGAAGAUGAAGCGGUUUGAGGAGCUCUACCAGGUGCUCGAUGAAAUGUCCCAUAGACAGGGUGUCAUGAACGAGUUGGUUUUUUCCACAUUGAUUCGUAGGUAUGUGGGUGCACAUAAGGUGGAGGAAGCUGUUGGAAUAUUCUAUAGGAGGAAAGAGUUUGGAUUGGAGAUUGAUUCUAAAGCAUUUAGGACACUCUUGAUGUGGUUGUGCAGGUACAAGCAUGUAGAAGAUGCAGAAACUUUGUUUCGCAGCAAGGUGAAUGAGCUUCCACCUGAUAUAAAGUCCUGGAACGUGAUCCUCCAUGGUUGGUGCAUCUUAGGGAACACACAUGAGGCGAAGAGGUUGUGGAAAGACAUAUUGGCAUCUAAGUGCAAGCCGGAUCUUUUCACUUAUGCAACAUUUAUCAAGGCAAUGACCAAGAAGGGGAAGCUCAGCACUGCACUGAGGUUGUUCCAUGGCAUGUGGGAUAAAGGUUGCAAGCCCGAUGUUGUGAUAUGCAACUGCAUCGUUGAUGCUCUUUGUUUCAAAAAGAGAGUUCCUGAGGCAUUGGAAGUUUUCAAGUGCAUGAGCGAAAGGGGCGUUGAACCUAAUGUGGCUACUUACAACUCCUUGAUCAAACACAUGUGUAAGAUUCGGCGAAUGGAGAAGGUAUACGAGCUAGUGAGUGAUAUGGAAAGGAGGAAGGGGAAUUGUUUGCCUAAUGCUGUUACUUAUAGCUACUUGCUGGGUUCCUUGAAGGAGCCGAAGGAAGUUCCUGUGAUUUUGGAGAGGAUGGAGAGAAAUGGGUGUAGCAUGAAUGAUGAUGUUUACAACUUGGUUUUGAGGUUGUAUAUGGAAUGGGAUGACCAGGAUGGGGUGAGAAGAACAUGGGAAGAGAUGGAAAGGAAUGGAUGGGGACUAGAUAGGCGAUCUUAUACAAUCCUGAUUCAUGGGCACCUCAAAAAUGGGAGGACGAAGGAUGCCUUGCGCUAUUUUAGGGAGAUGGUGUCUAAGGGAAUGGAGCCUGAGCCAAGAACUGAGAAACUAUUGAGUUCCAUGAACAUUCAGUCAAAAGAAAGAACAGAAAAACAAAAAGGAUGAUGGUAUUGGAGUUAUCUAGUGAUCCAAUUCUUCCAAUAACUUCAUUGCCAUUGGUUUGGGUUCUCUAAGUCGAAAAUUGCCAACAGUAAUAUAUCUUUGAAAGGCAUUGAGUGCUAAUUACCGAGACGCAUAGGAUGUUGAUUUGGUUGAAUUUUCGAACAUUGAGAUAUUUUGCCAAACUCUUUAGAUUGCCAAGAAGCAAGGAAAAAAGAUAACCCGACACCAAAUUUUAAGAUUCAAGAUUUUAUGUUAAUUAGAGGGUCCAGAAAUUAGAAGGCUGGGGUUAUUUCGCUCCCUUAUCUGUUUAUGAUAGCUGUGUUAGUUGGAUAAGCUUACAUUUUCUCAUCCAAUUAAGCACCUCGGCAGAUUUUCUACUAAUAUUUAAAAAAGAGAAUUCAGCCGGCAAUAGGAGGAACUAUCUCAACUUAGUCUCAAUCAAACAGUGCUUGGAAAAUGAGAGAAUGUACCGCUGAAGAAAGGAAUGGAGGAUUUGAAGAGUGAUAGAGUUUGAAAUGGAAGUUUCUUAUAAAAUUGA